Messenger RNA from Pyricularia pennisetigena, 2436 nucleotides. RefSeq lists its product as uncharacterized. Lineage: Eukaryota; Fungi; Ascomycota; Sordariomycetes; Magnaporthales; Pyriculariaceae. Gene Ontology annotation, cellular component: fungal-type vacuole membrane. The transcript has 6 exons. The coding region runs from base 1 to 2436 and encodes 811 amino acids. Gene Ontology annotation, molecular function: basic amino acid transmembrane transporter activity. The record is from RefSeq and is a predicted model, not a curated record. Gene Ontology annotation, biological process: transmembrane transport; basic amino acid transport.
AUGACAGAAAACCGUCACUACCCUGACCCGUCCGAGCGUAGCCCUCUGCUGCGAACUGACCAAACUGCAGUGAACGGAACGUUUGCUUACAGCACACAUUCGUCCGACUCGGGAUGCUCCACCCCGAUCCUCGCCGCCGACCUCGAGAGGGUCGUCAGCGCGGCUGAGGAUGCCGGCCUCCCGGGCCCCGGUAUCGGGGGAGGUGCUAGGAGCGACGCAGACGAGACGGGGAACGGGUCGGCUUUGAGUGGCCGUGGCGCGAGACCCCGGGGACCUGCUCCAAACAUGAAGCUGCUAAUGCCCGCCAUCAGUAUCGGUGUUUACCUGUGCGCCGUGGACCAGCUCCUGGCCGUCGCCACGUACGCAAAGAUUGGCAGCGACCUGAAGGCCUUGAACAGCACUUCCUGGAUAGCAACCGCUUACUUUCUCACCCUCACAAGCUUCCAACCUCUCUCCGGCAAGCUCAGCGACAUCUUCGGGAGGAAAGAGUGUCUCCUCGCUUCCUACUUCAUCUUUGGCCUGGGAUGUCUUGGAUGCGGGCUUGCCCGGGAUAUGACUCAACUGAUCAUUGCAAGAGCUGUCUCCGGCAUCGGUGGCGGCGGCAUGACCAGCGUGGUCAGCAUAUUACUCACAGAUCUGGUACCCCUGCGAGAAAGAGGAAUAUGGCAGGGCUACAUUAACAUCGUCUACGCCUUGGGAUCCGCAACCGGCGCCCCCAUAGGAGGUCUCCUCGCCGACUCUGUCGGUUGGCGGUGGUCCUUCAUUGGCCAAUGCCCCAUUUGCCUCGCGGCCUUUGCCGCAGUCUACUUGAUCCUCAAGUCGCCCGACAUGGGACAUGCGCACUGGAGGGAGAAGCUUGCCAAGAUCGACUUCCUCGGAGCCGCCUGCCUCAUCGCCGCCGUCUUCUCUCUCCUCCUCGCGCUGGACAACGGAAGCAACAAUGGCUGGGGUGAGAUAUUCACCAUCGUCUCGUUGGCUCUCGCCCCCUUUCUUUUCUUAGUCUUCGUCCUGGUUGAGAUGAAGGUCGCAUCCCACCCAUUCGCGCCAGGCCACAUCAUUUUCGACAGAUCACUGUUCGCUUGCUUUGCUGCCAACUUCUUUGGCGUCGGUGGUCAAAUGCCUGUGGCUUACUAUGGCAUGACUGUUGUCGAGGCAAGUCUCUUGUUCAUCCCGGGCUCUAUUGCAGGUGUAGUUGCCUCCCUGGGCAGUGGAUACAUCAUCAAGAGGACUGGCCGAUACUACUGGCUCACAGUUGCCUCGUAUACGACGCUGUUGCUCAGCUCCCUGCCUUUGGUGCUUUGUACCGGGAUCGUGACCGACUCUGUUGUGGGCACAACCGUCGGCCUGGCCUUGUCAUCCUUUGGUAAUGGUGCAGGUCUGACAACCACACUUGUUGGUCUCAUCUCCAACUCGGCACCCGAGGACACUGCCGUAGUGAUAGCAUGCUCGUACCUGUUCCGCUCGCUCGGGUUGUCAAUCGGCGUGAGCGUCAUGUCGGCCGUGAUGCAGCAAGCCCUGCGCACACAGCUGGCGACCAAGCUCGGUGACGGCGACGAGGCCCUGCGCAUAGGAGAGCGCGUGCGCGAGAGCCUCGACUACAUCGGUCGGCUCGACCCCCAGCUCGCCGACGUCGUUCGCAAGUCCUACAGGUUCGGCGUCUCGGCCGUCUUCAUGGCCAACGCCGUAUUUCUGGUCUUUGCCUUGGUGGCCGCCUUUUAUAUCCGCGAGAAGAGGGUCACGAAGAAAGCUGACGCCCUCGACGGCUGGAUUGUCGACGAACCAAGAACACCUGUCCCCUGUGCCUUGGUUCACGAGGGCGCAAGGCAGGCCCGAUUCCUCGUCAAAGAUUUGCUUCAUAAUCUCCUUCUUGCCGCCGCCGGUGGCGACAAAGGCGACGCGCACGCUGUGGGUGACCACGGGCAGGGUCAAGGUGAUGCGGCGAGGCGGGGGCUUGGGGCUGUCCUCGAUGGGGGCGACCCAGGCGCUCGUCUCGCGCAGCAGCUCGUGGCCGGGGAACAGGCUGCAGGUGUGGCCGUCGGGGCCGCAGCCGAGCAGCAGCAGGUCGAAGAUAGGGAGCUUGACGCUGUCGCGGCUGGCGAAGCUGCGGACCAGGGUCUGCUCGUAGCGGUCGGCCAGCUCCUGCGUGUCGUCGAGGACCUCGGUGUCGAUGGCGUGCACGGUCGGCUGGGGCCCCUGGAUCUUGUCCAACAGCUCCUUCUUGAGCAGGCCAUAGUUGGAGUCCUCGUGGUCAAGCGGCACGGCGCGCUCGUCGGCGAAGAAUAUCUCCCACUUGUCCCAGCGCACCGCGGGCUCGCCGGGCGCAGGGGCGGCGAGGAGGGCCUGCGCCAGGGUCUUGGGGAGGGAGCCGCCCGAGACGGCGACCUUGAAGACAUCGUGUCUUGUUAUGCCGGCGUCUUGGCACUGGAUGACAUAUGA